AUGGAAUGGGGCAUGCACCUUGCUAGCCAAGCGCACGCCUCUGGAAAGAAAAGCACUUGCAAGUGGGAGGCCUGUGUUAAUGGUGGUGGUGCAGCUGCCCGUGGUCAGCCUGGGGAGAAAUGGAUGCUGUCUUGCACUGACGCAGAGAAACCCAGUGUGGUGGAUUGGCUGAACAGCCAUCGCUCUGCAGAGGGCAGCAUGGUGACCCUCCUGCGGUCUCCAAGCUCAUCGAAGCAGGAUGAAGUGAACUUGCUGGACAAACUGACUUCUUCCGCCCGGGACUUCAGCAAUAUUUCCCUCAGUUAUGACGAAGCCAACUGCAGUGUCUUGGAGGUUGGACAGUACUCCACCCUCAGCAUCCCCACCCGGGAGGCCUUUGGGGACAGGUUUGCAGAUGAGCUGAGCGUGUUGGUGAAACUUAAGUAUUCUCUGAAGGCGGAGACCAGCCUCUUGACGAUCCUCAGUCAUCGUAGCCACGUGCUGUUCCAGAUCAGGAUUAACCCCCUUGCCUUGGUCUUUGUCACCACUAGGAGGCGACAUUAUGAGUUCCCAGUUUCCAUCCUGGGGGAUGGGGACUGGCAUCAGGUUGCCCUCAGCAUCUCCUCCGAGAGACUGGAGCUGCAUGUGGACUGUCAGCUGGUGGAGAGCGUGGGAUGGUCCAAUUACUUUGGGAUGGGCAUCACCAUGCAGGGGCUGGUCAUUCUUGGAGGCCUGAUUGAAUCCUUUGAGAUUCCCUUUGAGGGUGCUCUGCAGCAGCUGAUCUUCCAGAUGGGAGACCCGGGGGCUGCCGGCGAAUACUGUGGAGGCUACAAUCCCAGAUGCGCCAGCGCUUUCAGCACUGAAGCUUUCCGCAACCAGUCCCGCUCCCCAGGGGAUCUUUCUCCCGCUUGGCCGGAGAGCCACGCCCGUUCCCCUGAGAAUCCCCAUGGCAACAUGGGAGAUGGCUCUACUGCUGAUGUCCUGGUGACCCAGGAGCCUCUGUUAAACGUGCCAAAAGAAACCAAUGAAAUUCAGGAAUCCUACACUCAGGGCUCAAAAUUUACCACUUCAGAUUUGGCCGUGCGGCCACCCCUGGUGUGGGAGAAUUCCCAAGAGAACCUUAGGCCCAGCCCCAAUGGAAGUGCCCUCACUUCAGCCCCUUCUACUAAGAGGCUGUCUGCUGAGGAGGAGGAAGAGGAGGAACACCUUUCUAUGGAAGAGGAAGGCUUCGAGCUUUUGAACGCCACCUACAAUAAAAUCACAGGACCUGGCAGGCCCGGGGUUGGCAGAAGCGAGUUGGAGGUCGCAAGAAAUGCCAGUGAUUCCAUUACCACGGUUACCUCAGUUCCUCCUUCUGGGCGUCGAGAUGUUCAGGUGGCUGAUGACAACGUUAUCCUUUCGCGAACCUCCACCAAAGUAAACAGACCGGCUUCCAAGAAAGACCACGUUUCGAAACCCCAGGAUGAGAACAUCACUACGGAAAAGCUGAAGGGAGGAGACACGGGCUCUCGGACCUGGUUCUCACCCAGCAAACCGAUUGAUGCCAUCAUAGACCUAGACAACCCUUCCAUCUUCUCCAAAGUCUCCGCAGAGGUCAGCCAGACAGCGGGCUCUGCAGGAAACAUAGCCAGGGCCCCCUCUUCUGACUCCCAUAGGAAGGCGGAGGCACCUGUGGGUGAAGGAACCCUAGAGAGCCCUUCUAAAGCUUCCCUAAGCCCCGAGGAUGCUGUGAAACCAAUGCAGACAUCACUGGAUACUGAGGUGGUCCCCACAGAGCACAACAAAGGGGUCGUGCACCGAGGGAAGACAGGCAGUGAAGCAAAGGGGAGUGAGGACCAUGGUCAAGCCGGUGUCUUGUGGACAGCAGCAGACGGGCAACAGGUUCGAGUGAAGCCAGGACCCCGGGGGCCGCAAGGACCACCAGGUUUGCCUGGUUGCCGAGGGAGACGCGGACCUCUGGGUCCCAAAGGAGACAAAGGGCACCCUGGUGCAAUGGGGAGAACAGGGCCCCCAGGAGAUCCAGGCCCCCCAGGCGUCCCUGGUGUACCUACCGUUGUUCUCUGGAGAAAUUCAAAGGAGGACUGGCUGGCGUUCAUGGGGUUCUUGGGCGACCCCGGACCACCUGGGGAAAAAGGAGAAAAGGGGACAAAGGGGGUGAAAGGACAAAACGGCCCUUCUGGACCUGCUGGAGCUCAGGGGAUGAUGGGUGUCAAGGGUGCUUCAGGGUUCCAGGGCCUGCCUGGACCAGAGGGGGAAAGUGGUGCAGUGGGUUCUCCAGGGCCGGCCGGACCUAUGGGGGAGCCGGGGCAGCCGGGGCCAGUCGGAUUACAAGGAGUCAAUGGCUCUCAGGGAGAAAUGGGCCCUUCCGGCUUGCCAGGCCCACGGGGCCCGAAGGGACCACAAGGCUUGCAAGGGAGACGUGGACCUCCAGGGCCUAGAGGAUCACAGGGUCCACUUGGGAUAGAAGGAUCCUCUGGGCCUAAAGGAGACCCUGGAGCAGUCGGUCCUGCUGGACUAAGAGGAGAGCGUGGUCAAGAAGGCCCCAUGGGGUUGAUUGGAAUGCCAGGUUCAAAAGGACUUCCAGGAGACCAGGGUGGUGAAGGCACAGAUGGAGUGAAAGGGGACAUGGGAACCAAAGGAGACAAGGGAGAACGUGGGCCACAGGGGAUGAAAGGGCCCCCAGGAGUUCGAGGUCAAAUGGGUCUGCAGGGAUUUCCUGGGCCCAGAGGGCCGGCUGGACGCCAAGGACAUGACGGGGAGGAAGGACAAAUAGGCCCACCUGGCCAGAACAACAGUGAAGGGCCAAAGGGCAGUCGAGGACCAGAUGGCUCGAAGGGAAGGCCUGGGCCAAGAGGACACAGGGGCCGUACGGGCCAGCGUGGGUUGGUUGGACUCCCAGGACCCCCAGGCUUACGAGGCGUUCCUGGAAUAGCAGGCCCAGAAGGAAAGCCUGGUACACAGGGUGUAUCAGGUGCCAUGGGGAGCCCUGGCAGAAAGGGACCAGCUGGUGCUGGUGGCUUACCAGGUGACAGAGGGCAUGAUGGACCUACUGGACCAAUAGGCCCUCCAGGAAAACCAGGACCAGACGGAGACCCAGGUUCACCGGGGCCAAGGGGGCUGCCUGGUAAACUUGGCUUGGAAGGACUGCAAGGACCUGUCGGCAUGUAUGGCUACCCAGGACCUGUUGGUGACAGAGGAAAGGCAGGACCUAGGGGUGAAAAGGGAGAGCCCGGAGUCCAGGGCCCACCAGGAUUUCCAGGAAAAGCCGGUCCCAAAGCUCCCCCUGGCCCACCUGGUGGGAAAGGUCCCCCUGGUCCACAGGGGAGACUGGGAGACUCAGGUCCUAGAGGGCUUCCGGGACUGCUGGGGCCUCCAGGCGUUCAAGGGCCAGAUGGCAUCGGCGGUAAGCCUGGUGUGCCAGGAGAGAAGGGGCCUGCUGGACUGAGUGGGGCUGCAGGACCGGCUGGAUACCCAGGCCAGGAAGGGCCAGCUGGGCCGGAAGGGCCUUUGGGGGAGAAAGGAGAGAAGGGUGAAGUGGGACAGCUGGGAGAAGCUGGCAUCAGAGGCCUGGAUGGAGAGCAGGGUUCCCCGGGACUCCCUGGAGUGGAAGGUCAGCCUGGGUCCAAAGGGGAGCAGGGAGAGGCAGGAAUCCCAGGGGCUCCAGGUGUCAAUGGAGGCUCUGGGGAGCCAGGAGAGGACGGGCCGAAGGGACACCCUGGGAGACCUGGGGAACUAGGAAAAGAGGGUGACAUCGGGGAGCCCGGAGAUAUGGGGGAGCCCGGGACCAGGGGCAAAAAGGGUGACCCCGGCCCCAGGGGCCCUCUUGGAAUGCCUGGACCAGGUGCCGUUAUGGGAGAAACUGGUGAAAAGGGACUUAAAGGAGAGAAGGGGCAAGAAGGUUUACUGGGCCAGGUCGGUGUGAUCGGGGUUGCAGGACCUGCCGGAGCCAGAGGACGAAUUGGUGAAGCAGGCAUCCUAGGUCCCCCCGGGUUAGCUGGCCCUGAGGGAGAGAAGGGUGAUCCAGGACCAAGUGGACUGAUUGGCCCAGCUGGUGUGGCUGGAUUGGAGGGAGUCCCUGGGGAAGAUGGAAGAAAAGGAGAGCGAGGCAAGCCAGGGCCUGCCGGUGCAGCAGGCUCCAGGGGUGAAAGUGGGAGCCAAGGACUCAAGGGCUUUGGCGGGCCUGAAGGACCCAGAGGAGAUGCAGGGGGAAAAGGAGAGACUGGCCAUCAGGGUUCUCGUGGGCCACCUGGAGAAGCGGGAGCAGCAGGGCUAAGUGGUGUUGAAGGCCCUCCGGGUGAGAGGGGGAAGCUGGGGGAGCCAGGAGAACCAGGACGAACGGGGCCUCGAGGACAGCUGGGUCCGGAGGGACAGAGGGGUCGUAAAGGAGAAAAGGGGAACAGCGGGCACGAAGGAGAUCAGGGCCUCCCUGGCAAUCCGGGCAGACGGGGCAAGCGAGGCAAAGCUGGGCGCAAGCUCCCAAGAGGCCCCAAGGGGCCCAAGGGCCAUCCAGGUGAACCAGGGUCAGAGGGACCACGUGGCCCACAAGGACCUUAUGGGAUUCCUGGACUGAAAGGGGUGAAGGGAGACCAGGGACCAAAAGGACAGAAGGGUGAGAAAGGCAGCAAGGGAUAUCGUGGCCCGCAAGGAGAUGAUGGCUUCAAGGGCAAGCAAGGACCCAUAGGUGCACCUGGAAGGCCUGGAUCAAAGGGAGAGCAGGGUAAUAUCGGCCCACCUGGUCCACGGGGAUCCUCCGGCUUCCCUGGAAUGCCAGGCUUAUUUGGACAAAAAGGACUUAAAGGUUUCCAAGGCCUGCCAGGACCCAAAGGCGAGCCAGGCCUGCCUGGUGCGCCCGGCCUUGCCGGUCCCAGGGGACCCUCGCUAAACGUCUCCAUGGAGGAACUGAAGCAUCUGAUUUAUUCAACCAACAAACUGAACUACGCCAGGGUGUGGGCUCUUCUGGACAACUUGGGCCAUGAGCUGAAGCUCCUGGUAGAGCCCCCAAAUGGCACUAAAGACAACCCGGCUGCCAACUGCAAGGAGCUCCUCCUGGCUCAGCCUGACCUGCCUGACGGUUAUUAUUACAUAGACCCCAAUCAAGGCAGUCCGCAGGACUCUCUGCUGGCCUUCUGCAACUUCACGGCAGGGGGAGAGACCUGUAUCGCUCCAGUACGCAAUCAGGUGCCUAUCAAAGCCUGGCUGAGAGCUUACACCUCCAAGGACACCUUUGAGUGGUUCAGCGCCCUGCCUGGGGGCUUCCUGCUGGAAUACCAGGGUGCCAGCACCGUCCAGCUCCGCUUCCUGAAGCUGCACAGCAGCCUCGCCACCCAGAAGGUGUCGUACUCCUGCAGGCCUGACGCCAACGGAGAGCCGCAGCUGGAGAAAGACGUCAAAUUCCUAGCGGACUCCAGGGAGCAGAGCUACCUGACCACGCUGCCAGGCUGCAUGCUGGACAACGAGUCUUCGAUCACAGACACCAUAUUCCAGUUUUCCAGCGAGGAGCUGGCGCUCUUGCCCCUGCGUGACCUGGCUGUGUUUCACAAUGGAGACGUCUCGCACCAGUUUGGCUUCACGGUUGGGCCAGUUUGCUUCAGCUGAACCCAGAAACAAAAAUCCACUUUCCUUUUGGGGAAUAUAUGACUGCAAAGGAGAAAGGAACUAAAAAAACCCUUCUCAUUGCUGUACCUCUGGCUGGCUUUUGAAAGCUACCCUUCCUAUUUAUAAGGUAAUGUUUAUAGCUGCAUUAUGCCAUGGACUACACGGCCUUCUGAAGGAGGAGACUAUUGUUUACAAAAGUAAUUUCUCUAUAAAUAUAUAAAUAUAUAUAUAUAUAUAAAAGGUGCUAAUUUAAUAAGUGAUGGGAAAAUUGUCAUUUAACUCCAUCCAUUAGGGUCUGCUUAAAAGGAGAUCCAAGCUUUCAGCUGGGACCAAGUUUUCUUCCCCUUGUUCAAUUGCACAAGUCCCUGGGUCCCUUCUCUGCUGCAGCACCAAUGGAUUAGCCCAGGCAAAUAGCCAGGCCAUCGGUGCCCAUGGAGAUCGUGCCAAUCAAACAAGCAGCUGGAGCUGGUUGGGAAUUUUUCCACAAGUGUGUUUUCAUCAAAAAAAUGACGAUUUCUCAAAACCGGAACUUUUUGGAGGAAAGGGUCAGUUGAGAUGAGAUUUGACUCAAAAAUGUCACUGGAAAAAUUCUGGGUUUUUUGUUUCAAAACUAUGUUGCGUUUCUAAAUUUAAGCUGUGUAACAAUGGUUGAAGUCAAAACAUUUCACAGGUAGCACAAUGAAACGUUGCUGGGUGACCGAAGCUGAAUUUUUGUUCUUUUUGGAUUUUCAAGGUGUGAAAAUUGUCACGAUUUUAACUUUUUCCCAAUUCAGGGUAGGGAGGAAUAUAGUGACAUAGGGUGACCAGACAGCAAGUGUGAAAAAUCGGGACGGGGGCUGGAGGGUAAUAGGAGUCUAUAUAAGAAAAAGACCCAAAAAUCGGGACAUCCGGUCACCCUAUAUUGACAGCUCAAAACUGUCUGCAGAAUGGGAGAAGGGAGUCCCGCCCAGCUCUAACUGCAAACUAUCUCCAGGAGGUUCAACAUACUACCACCCUGCUGGCCUUACAGGACGAGUAGCACCUUGCCUUUCAGUUCUUAAAGAAAAUACACGAGACUAUUCAUGCAAACUCUUCACUUGGUCAGCCAGCAACGUGUUUAUUAGCACUGCCGCCCCAGGUGUGAUUGUGAAAGAUGGCGUGAGAAAUACUGCCAUCAACUCUAUCAAGCUCAGUAGAAGGGAGAAUCAUAUUUAAUGGCAGUUAAAUUAAGAUGCCCUCCUUAAAUCAUUACAAUAAGCAGCAAAUGCUGCCAAUUUUUCAGGGGUAGUUAGGGGAGAAAAUUCACUACGUAGAGAAAAGGGAUAAAAUUUAUAGCAGGAGGCUCCUAUCCCCUACUACCAAGGAGCUGCUCCUUUCCGUGUGAUGAAGCUUUAUUUAAGGCCUCGUUUCACUAAGGGAGACAUACUGAAGGGCAAGAAGUGUCUAGCCUCUGCUGCACAAUGAACUGGUACAUCAGGAGUUGCUGCUGAGAAUCAAACAGACUAUUUAAAACAGUUCUGUUGUACGGGGGCAUGUUUUCUAGCAGGUGCUGCCAACCUUGAGGCAGAGCCCUAUUUCUAUUAGCGGGCUUGGGACAGGGUCAGGGUCCUAGAGGGAGGUGCUGAUCUAGAUCAGCAGCAGUUUUACAAUUCAGCCACAGUCCUGGAGUCCAAGUCCACCCCCCACGCAGGACGCACCUAUUGUUUGGAAGAGAUUUGACUCCCGUUGUAGCUCUUCCUAUAAACCCAAACACCCGGCUUGCUUACAGAUCGGCUUGUUUUGCUCUUAAAAAGCCAAGUGCGUGAAAUCUCACAUUUAAAAACAGUGCUGUGGGUAUGGGCAAGCUUGCAGGAAUUAACUAACCAAGGCAUGCUUCGUCCCAAUGUGUGUUUGUGGGCUGAUGAGUGGGGGAGUGAGGGCAGCUGCAUGCACUUAGCUACAGGCCACUAGUGUUUUGCAACCUAUUUCUAAGUGCAGCUUCCCCCAGUAAGGAUCGCUGUUCCGAGCCCUCACACUCAUUGUCCAGGGGAAGCUGAAGCUGUUCCCAGCAGUGUGAUAAAGCCCUGUCCUCGGUUAAAUUCUGCUUCAACGUCCUUCAGCUGAGGUCUUUUACUGUUUAAAUGUGAUGACAUCCAUUGCUGGCAAUGGAUGUACCAAACUCACCGUUGCCCAGGGGCUCUGGCCGCAGGGUUCACUGCUCUCCUCUUACUCUUAGUUGUAUAAUUUGCAUUUUUAGCCUGACCUCUCUAUGAUAUGCUGGUCAUUUUGUAUAAAGAUGGGAUGCAUUUUAUGAAACUAGCACCAGUUCUGUGUAUGCAAUACAAAGAUUUGACUUAACGCUGCUGGUCAGCUUCGUGUUCUGCAAUGAGAACUUUAAAACCUGGUCUGUUACUUUAAGGCCCUCAUUUUCCCACUCAAUUCUAUGCCAGUGGUCUGGUUUCACAGCCCUUCCUUUGCAAUAGGGAAGAGGGGCAGAAACCUGUCUGAGCGAAACAUUGGCUUAAACUCAAUGUCGAGCAGAGUGCUUGAUGGCUGAGGCUGGGGAGUCACUGGUUUCCCACUUCACUCAACCAGGGCACACUGAAAACAAACUCAUCAGGUUACCAGCUAUCAGCACAGGCCUUGUGCCAGGUUUAAAACUCAAGCAAGUUCCCAUGAAGAAGGCUGGCCAGUAGAAAAGUCCUAGUAAGACAGUACCCCUGGCCACCUGCUUUUUGUUUAGGGUUUGUGCAAAAGACACCACGUUCUAUUAAAAGGGCCCAUAUGAGGAACGUUUAAUUUACUCACACCAGCUGGCAGCCAAGGCCAGUUCCUUUGCAACAUCACUUCUCCACUGUGCUCCUGAAAUUACAGGGCCCAAGUCUGACUCCCAUUAAGAACGGAAAGUAAAGUGCAGAUUGCAGAGGCCCAGCACGAGAGAAGAUUGUGUCUCGGCUGCCCCCCUUACCGAGCAAGCAGUGCCCUGUAAUAAGAGGCUGUAGAAAAGUUUUCAAAUAGCCUUUAAACUACAGUACAAAAAUGGAAUUCUCAGGCAUCCCUUCCCAGAAGGGACAGGAGGAGAAAGUUUAUGGUGCCUCUUUAUACAAGUUUUUACCACUACAUAUGUCAGAGAACUUCAAUGGCAGUGCAGUAAUUGCAGUGAAUUGUUUCCUCCUUCAGGCGAAAGUUCGAUGCACAUACUGAUGGAUGCAAUCUCUUCCCCCCCCCUUUAGUCAGUACCAGCUGGUCACUAGAAAGGCACCACAGGUCAGUUGUAACAAAUUGCCAAGCCUAAUUUACAGCAGUUAUCAGGUGUAGAUUAGGUCUCCCAGCUGGCCAAGUACCCCCUUCCUUGCUUUCAUACAGCCAUCGGAGUUGUGCCACAGUUUUGGGUUCAACCACAGCACCUCCUAAAGGCUUGUAAAAUUUCAAUUAGGCAAUUUAAUUCCUACUGUUUAGACAUGCAGUAGUGAGCUUCUGACACUUGUUGCAGAGGCCAGUGGGAUUUCUAGGUGAAGAUUUCCUACCUUUCCCUUUCCAAGUACCAUAGAGACUGCAGAGCCUAGCCCGUCACUUGGAAGUGACACAGCUAGAGAAAGUUAAAGCUGGGCUUGGCUUACCUUCUUGGGUACAAAAUCCCCUGCUCUUUGUUGGCAGUAAGAUCAAGGAAAGGGCUACAGCUGAUACUCACCUCAGAAACCCCCUUCACUUGCACAUUAACAAACCAAGAGUGAGCAACAUCUUUCUAUUUCAAAACACACACGUUGGCCCUUAGCAUCACCGAGACGGUUGGCACAAGUGUU
Messenger RNA from Terrapene triunguis (Three-toed box turtle), 9335 nucleotides. RefSeq names its product collagen type XXVII alpha 1 chain (gene COL27A1). Lineage: Eukaryota; Metazoa; Chordata; Testudines; Emydidae. Gene Ontology annotation, molecular function: extracellular matrix structural constituent. The record is from RefSeq and is a predicted model, not a curated record. The transcript has 66 exons. The coding region runs from base 1 to 5574 and encodes 1857 amino acids.